CUUCCCUUAGCCGGGCUCGGCUCGGCGGUCACCGCGCCCCCGCCGGGACCCGGCACAGAGACGCGUGGGGCUCCAUGUGGCGCGGGGCUCCCUUUGGAUUUCUGGCCUCUAGCCGUUUGUAGGAUCCUGUUUCUCUUCUACCUUAACCUUGCCUGAUCUUUUCCUGUGGAGCAUCUUGGGUGUGCGCUAAAAACAAACCCUAGCCUCAGAUCUCCCUGAACAUGUUCUCUGCCAGGAAGUGGUGUGGCGUUUUUGGAGCUGUCAAACUGCAUCAUUUCGGAUCCCGUUCUGUAUCCAGAGCCUCUCCAAACUUGACUUUCGUGCCAGCCUGUCUUCCCCCAGAUCCUGCAGAAGUGGAGGAGCUGCAGCGCUUUGUUUCUAACUCUAAGAGGCUGUUUGUAAUGACUGGAGCUGGAAUCUCCACAGAGUCAGGGAUCCCCGAUUACCGCUCUGAGGGCGUUGGGCUCUACGCCAGGACAGACAGACGGCCCAUCCAGCACGCUGAGUUCGUCCGCAGCGCCAGUGCCCGGCAGCGCUACUGGGCAAGGAACUUCGUGGGCUGGCCCCAGUUCUCUUCCCACCAGCCAAACAAGGCACACCUGGUGCUGAGAGAUUGGGAGAAGCUGGGCAAGCUGCACUGGCUGGUGACGCAGAACGUGGAUGCCCUUCACACCAAAGCCGGGAGCCAGCGCAUGACGGAGCUGCACGGCUGCAUACACAGGGUCUUCUGCUUGGCCUGUGGAGACCAAAUCUUGCGUGCUGAGCUCCAGGAGCACUUUGAAGCUCUGAAUCCUACUUGGAAAGCUGAAGCAUUUGGGGUGGCUCCGGAUGGGGACGUCUUCCUGACAGAUGAGCAGGUGCGCAAUUUCCAAGUCCCAGCCUGCCGUAAGUGUGGUGGAAUCCUGAAGCCUGAUGUGACCUUCUUUGGAGACACAGUGAGCCAGGAAAAAGUCAGUUUUGUACACCAACGCCUGGCAGAAUCAGACUCCAUGCUGAUAGCAGGAUCCUCUAUGCAGGUGUACUCUGGUUACAGGUUUGCUCUUGCUGCCCGGGAGAAGAAGCUGCCAAUUGCAGUCCUUAACAUUGGGCCCACCAGGUUAGAUCACUUUGCAUCCUUAAAGCUGAAUUCCCGCUGUGGAGAGCUGCUGCCUUUGAUUGUUUGCACAUGACCCAACCAGCUGAGCUUCAGUAGCUAUCAGGAUUGAAGUUAUUUUUACAAGGACUCAUCUCAGAAAGGGGAAAACUCCAAUCCAAGAGGCAGCUGUGAGAUGCAGUGCACAGCCGCUGAGGGCACCAGGAGAGGGCAGCAAGCCUCACACGUGUCAGCCUCACCAGUUCCUCCAUUGAAAGCAUCUCCACGUAUCAGGAAACAGAAUGAGGAUGGAAAAAAACUGUUCCUCCUGAAGCUUGGAUAGAGGAUCUGAGAGUAUCUUAUAAUGGAUUUUUCUUCUACUUCUCUGAAAGUGGGGUUAGAGUUACCCAAGGCAAAUAAAAGUUACUUCCUAUUUA
Messenger RNA from Pyrgilauda ruficollis (rufous-necked snowfinch), 1509 nucleotides. RefSeq names its product sirtuin 4 (gene SIRT4). The transcript has 6 exons. NCBI's taxonomy places the organism in Eukaryota, Metazoa, Chordata, Aves, Passeriformes, Passeridae. The record is from RefSeq and is a predicted model, not a curated record. Gene Ontology annotation, molecular function: NAD+ binding; NAD-dependent protein lysine deacetylase activity. The coding region runs from base 222 to 1169 and encodes 315 amino acids.